AUGCAGCCAAAGUUGCUCUUUGCUGGUGCCAUGCUGAUCUAUAUAAUGCAGUCUACAAGUGCAAUAAGUCAUAUUUCACAAGUCAAUUUGGACUUUGAGCUGAAAAAAGCGCCCGGUGACAAAUACUAUAGAGCUGAUAUAAAAGACGAUGACGUGGUGGAUAUGUAUCAAAAAUGGGUGGAUACGGGCCUCAGCUCGUUGAUGUCGGCGAUCGCUAAUCAUAAGUAAGCCACGUCUUUAUAUAUAAUGUAUUAUUAUUCAUAACAAGUUGUGUCGAAGAACGGUCACUUCAGAAUCAUGUUUUUAGACUAAAACGUCAGCGUCGAUCGAUAAUUCUAAAGUACGGAGAAUGCUCAUCAAGUGCCACUGAUAUACCAAAGCAUGCCAGAUGUCUCAGCAAACUGUUGAAGAAUGAGAUUAAGGCAGAAAUAAGGAAACGACCUCAUCGGCUUCAGAAGUACAGAAAAGAGAUAGAAGGAUUCAAAACCGAUUUUUCACAGGAUUCCGAAGACUUACACUUGCCUAAAACAAGGGGUAGAAGAUCACCAAAAGUUCAGGCCUCUGAUUCCUACACUCUCAAGACAAACAAGGAGCAAAUGACUCCGCUUGGCCACAUAGCCAAAGCUUUGAUGGAGUCUGUGAAGAAAUUGAAGGGCAAAUCGGAAAUCCCCAAAUGGCAGAGAACUGUUGAGAAGUUGAAGACAAACGGAGCAAAAAGAAAAAAGUACCAAGAGAUGAUUGAGAACGAUAGUGAGGAGAACUUGCCGAAUAUGCGACUGGGACUGCUUAAAGAAAAGAUGGGAAACAAAGUGACGGCUGACGACCUGGAUAUGGAAAAAAUUGUUAACGAUCCAAAGGAGUUGAAGAAACUGGUCAAAAGCAAGAAGAUCCCAAAAACAAAAGAGGAUAAAGUUGUGGGCAUGAUCAAAGGCGCGCUGAAACUGAUAUACAGCUUGGCGGGGGAGAACACAACGAAUUUUGAAGAGAGGAAUAUGAAGUUAGUGUCGCCAAGAUUUUUGGGAGUUGUGCCGGAGGAAAAGAAAGAGGAUGAGGUAAGAAGUCGGCCAAAUAUUAUACAGGGCAGUGCAUCUUUGUGGCCCGAUUUGAAUUGGCUAUAACUUCUUCAGUUUUUGGCCAAAUCUUAAAAUCCUUUUUUCCUUGAAUCCCCAGACAUCCCCAUUUUGUUUUAUACCAAACAUGUUAUACAUAGGUAAGCUUUGCCUACAGUUAUUGGAUUUAUUCUUGGAGUUCAUUUUUUCGUUAUAGCCAAUUCAAAUCGGGCCACAAAGAUGCCCCACCCUGUACAUGAUUCUGCAAUCAGAAAGUAAAAUCUAAAGUCUAUAAAAUUCUAGUCCAGGGAAAUAAGUAAAAUCUGGAUUUGACUGUACUCAAACUGGGUUAUUUUUUGAGUAAUAUAACCUAGUCCACUCUGACCAACGCUAUUUUCAGAUCAGUCUAAUCUCGCCCUCACUCUUCUCUCUCCACGACCAAGGCGAAGGAAUUGAGAACCUGACCAGUCUCCCCAAUCUCCUCAAAGGAUUCUCCAGCCAAGAUCAACAACUUUGGCUGGAUAUCAUUAUGGAGGCAGCCGGAGUGAAUGAGCAAAGCGAUAAGCUUGAGCAAGAUGUAAAUGAGAUUGAAAUAAACAAAACACGGUCCUUAAUGACGAACAUUACAAAUCUGAUCGAUGAAAAUGGCACUCCACUUUAUGCGACAAAAGAGAAUGCCACGGAAUUGGGGAUGUCGCCGGAGCACAUCGAAAUGUUCGAGAAGUUCCAUACGAACUAUAGUAAAGAGCAGGUAAGGAAGCAACUUUAUGUCUAGUUUAGAAAAAUCCCCUAAUGUUUGGGACACUUUCUUGCCAAACAUGCUUUUCUUUCCAAUAAAUCGUCUAAAUUUUCAGUUGCGCGAGAUGAACACCACUGGUUAUUCGAUCCUCAAACCGCAUCAAAUUGAGAUGAUCUAUGGCCCGAACUCCCCAUACGCCGAUGCGGCCGUAUAUAACCGUCUAAUGAACAUGACUGAAGAAGAAAUUCGUGAUCAUUUGCACGACGAUUUUCAGCGGUUGGCGGAGUUGGAACACUUUAAAAUCGAUGAAAAUGAAUUUGCAAAAUCUCAAACUAAGCAUCAUGACCGAAGAAGGAAGCGCCAGCUUUUGUCUGGUCUAAUCUUAUCGCCCGUUAGUUUCACCUGGUUAGUUGCAAACCCGUUGCUGGCUUCGCAGCCAUUCAUCCUGUCGCCGGUCAUUUUCACGCCUCUCGUUUUGUCCCCAUCAAUUUACGGCGCGCUGAUCCUGACCCCUUGGAUUUUCACACCGCUAAUCCUGUCGCCGCGUAUUCUAGGAACGAUUAUUUUGUCGCCGUUCAUGUUCAAUCCCUUGAUCUUGUCACCAUUCGCUCUCCAUCCGGCCAUUCUGUCGCCGGGUCUGUUCACCCCGCUAGUUCUGUCACCUCUUCUCAUGGUACCAUUCAUUUUGUCCCCUCAAGUCUUCACUCCAAUUAUUCUAUCGCCCCUUUGUUUAUCGCCACUAAUUUUAAAUCCUAUGGUGGGAUCUCCUCUAAUAUUAUCACCAUUUGUGCUGUCUCCGAUUAUUGCGUCGCCAAUGGCCCUAAGCGCUUUGGUGUUGUCGCCAUACGCUCUUUCGCCGGUCAUCUGGAGUCCACUGAUUGUGUUUGCGGCUGUCUUGUCGCCGUCAUGGCUCAGUUAAAAGAUUUUUUGGGCUAG
Bursaphelenchus xylophilus (pine wood nematode) is the source of this 2724-nucleotide messenger RNA. The record is from the annotation of a GenBank genome assembly. Lineage: Eukaryota; Metazoa; Nematoda; Chromadorea; Rhabditida; Aphelenchoididae.